CCAAUUGCCAUUGGCGACACUACUUGCCCCUGCGUACGAUGUCGUACUAACUACUACUUUUGUUGUUUUGUUGCUGUGUCUUAGAAGAUUAGUUAUCUCGAAAAGCUGUAUUUUUGAAAUGGUGAUUUGCCAAUUUUAUUUGCGUGUUAUUGAACACAUUAUUUGUUCUAUGUUGUCCUGAAUCAGAUUUUUCUACUUGAAGUCCGAGAAAUGAUGAUUCAAGAUGAUGAUGAUGGGUGAUCAGUUUCGAAAAGUGGACCAAUAUUCACCUAAAUCAUCACCUAGAGGGGCUAGGUCCCCUGUUGUUUCACGUCAAGAUUCUACAGGAACUCUCAAAACGACGAUCUCACUCGGGAAAAACCCCUCUAUCGUCCAUAGUGGACCCUUCUACUUAAUGAAAGAGCCCCCAGCUGAAAGUGAAUUAACGGGGGCUGUAAAUUUGAUGGCCUGUUAUGGCCUUGAACAUACAUAUAGUAAAUUUAGUGGCAAGAAAGUAAAAGAACAACUUUCAUCAUUCCUUCCAAAUCUUCCCGGAAUCAUAGAUACACCAGGUCAUCAGGAUAACAGCUCCCUGAGGUCAGUGAUAGAAAAGCCACCAAUCGGAGGCAAGGAACUUCUACCUCUGACAAGUGUACAGCUUGCAGGCUUCCGACUUCACCCUGGACCUCUUCCAGAACAGUAUCGCUAUGUUAGCCAGGCACCUGUCAAGAAACAUAGAUACAAACAUAAAAAACACAAGCACAAAGCCGGUGAGGUGGGGGUGGUGGGGGGAGAGACUGUUGUGGGAGAUGGGACAGGUGAAUCCCACGAGAAGAAGCAUAAGAAACAGAAAAGACAUGACGAGGAGAAAGAAAGAAAGAAAAGAAAAAAGGAGAAAAAGAGAAAAAAACAGAAACACAGUCCCGAGCACACCGGUGGAGGAAUGACUCCAAGUCAACAUGCCAAUGGUUGAGUUAACUGUUCGGUAUGUGUGGACCUUUGUGAUACUCGAUGCCUUCCUGUGAGCCACAAUGUUCACUUGGCAUGAAGCUGUUGUAAUUAUGUAAUUACACCUUAAAUUAUUGCUAUGUAACUUUUACUGUUGAUACCUACAUAUAUACAUACCUGAAAUAUAUACUAAAAUAACUGAAA
Molecule: messenger RNA, 1131 nt
Organism: Macrosteles quadrilineatus (aster leafhopper)
Lineage: Eukaryota; Metazoa; Arthropoda; Insecta; Hemiptera; Cicadellidae
Product: mediator of RNA polymerase II transcription subunit 19-like
Exons: 5
Coding region: 224-952 (242 amino acids)
Biological process (GO): positive regulation of transcription by RNA polymerase II
Cellular component (GO): mediator complex
Molecular function (GO): transcription coregulator activity; transcription factor binding
Source: RefSeq, a predicted model, not a curated record